Pyricularia oryzae 70-15 is the source of this 729-nucleotide messenger RNA. RefSeq lists its product as uncharacterized. NCBI's taxonomy places the organism in Eukaryota, Fungi, Ascomycota, Sordariomycetes, Magnaporthales, Pyriculariaceae. The record is from RefSeq and is a predicted model, not a curated record. The transcript has a single exon. The coding region runs from base 1 to 729 and encodes 242 amino acids. Gene Ontology annotation, cellular component: membrane; cytoplasm.
AUGUUGCGAAUACGUCCCCGAAUCCUCAUCACCACGGCGGUGCAGGCCGCCUUCCUCAAGGCGGCCGCCAACAUCACCGUUCAGGUCGCCACUGCCUGGAAGCUGGGGGACAUGGGUCACAAGGGAAUGGACUGGGGACGUGUGGCCGAGUUUACCUGCUACGGCUUCAUCAGUGCCAGCCUCGGUUUUCCCUGGCAGCAUCUCCUGGAGCAUCACUUUCCGACCCAAACGACGACGGCUGGGAAUCCGUCCUUGGCAUCGCGCGCUGUAGCCCCGGCGGCCAGUGGGCUUACGCACGAUGGUCACGAUCCUGACGAUCCGGAAAAGAGCUCCCUCGCCCGAGCGGCGGCGCAGGAACCGGGCUCGACGGCAGCGACGCUUGAGCUGCCGCCUACGCCCGGCACGGGUGGUUUCUCAACACACACCAAGAUAAAUUGGCCCAACGUCUGCUACAAACUCGUGUUGGACCAGACGGUGUGGCUUCUCUUCACGACCUCCAUCUUCCUGGUCGUCACCAACGUGUUCCGUGUGGCGUCUAUGGACGCUCUGUACGAGGUCUGGAAGGAAAAGACGUGGUACAUCAUCAAGGCUGCGUGGCACGUCUGGCCACUGGUGGCAAUUCUCAACUUUGCUUUUGUGCCCGUCGACUUGCGCGUGCUGGUGGCGGCCUGCGUGGGCUUUGCGUGGAACAUAUUCUUGAGCUUCAUUUCGUUGACCAAACCCAAGUGA